Molecule: messenger RNA, 850 nt
Organism: Eruca vesicaria subsp. sativa (arugula)
Lineage: Eukaryota; Viridiplantae; Streptophyta; Magnoliopsida; Brassicales; Brassicaceae
Source: the annotation of a GenBank genome assembly
UGUGUUUCAGAAAUGGGUGCGUACAAAUCCGACGACGACUACGAUUAUCUCUUUAAACUAGUCUUGAUCGGAGAUUCCGGCGUCGGAAAAUCUAACCUUUUAUCUCGAUUCACCAGAAAUGAGUUUAGUAUUGAGUCAAAGUCUACCAUCGGUGUUGAGUUCGCGACAAGAAGCGUCCAUGUCGACGAGAAAACCAUCAAAGCUCAGCUUUGGGACACCGCCGGUCAAGAAAGAUACAGAGCAAUAACGAGUGCAUACUACAGAGGAGCAGUAGGGGCUCUUCUAGUAUACGACAUAACUCGACACGUAACGUUCGAGAACGUUGAACGAUGGCUCAAGGAGCUUCGUGACCAUACCGAUGCCAACGUGGUGAUCAUGCUUGUUGGAAACAAAGCUGAUCUUCGUCACCUUCGUGCUGUUCCCACCGAAGAAGCUAGAUCGUUCUCUGAAAGAGAGAAUAUGUUCUUUAUGGAAACAUCUGCUCUUGAUGCUACAAAUGUUGAGCAAGCUUUCACUCAUGUUUUGACUCAGAUCUAUCGUGUUAUGAGCCGUAAAGCUCUUGAUGGCACUGGAGAUCCGACAUCUUUGCCUAAAGGACAGACCAUUGAUAUUGGAAACAAGGAUGAUGUUACUGCUGUUAAAUCCUCUGGUUGUUGCUCAGGCUGAGAUCAUUGUUUUUGUAAUACUGUUUUUGGAGGGAGGUUGGUUCCUGGAUUUGUUGUAUCUGAAUUUAUAUUUUUGAGGGGAAUAUGGUUUAAGGUUGGGUUUACAACUCAAACCAAAUUUGUAUUGAAUUGAGCAAGACUUUGUCCGGUUAAGAAGGUUGUUCUAGUCGUGAACAAAAUCUGAA